AUGGCGUCUCCAAUGCUCGGCGGCUCGCCGGCCCAUUCAGAGAGCUUCUCUAGUCUCAAUUCCCCUCCCUCAUCCUCUCCAGUGCGAAGGAAACCUCUCCCGCAAAAUGUCGAUCUGAUUCCGGGACCUAUUCACCCCUCCUCUCCCCUUUCGAUUGAGGGAGAUAAACCCACCCCCAUUCCCACGGCACCUGUGGAUAGACCACCAUCCCCUUCAUCGGCGGAUGGAGACUCAUUGAUUCAAGUACAAAAGAACCCGAAUAGAUAUUCCCGAGGACGGCACUCUGCGCCUCUACACAUCGAUACCUCUACCUCUCGUCAGGGCUCCGCCGCAUACUUGAGAUCCGUACUCGAAGACGACGACGACGAUUCAGACGAGGCCAUCGAUUACUUUGACGAAGAAUACGAACACCAGUUCACGAAUGGAACCCCUCUGCACAGCCGUCUAGACAGCGAACCAUUCAUCCCGGUCCUCAACUCCCCUCCUCCGUCUAAAAGGUCGUCGAGGCGGGCGACGAGCAUGGCAUUGCAUCCACCAUUGAAUCGGCCACCACCAUUACAUAUUGACGUGGAUCAUCGGUCAGUUUCAAUGUCGAUGGUUGCGGGAGAUCCAAGACAGCCUAAGACCCCUGGAAAGAAGAUCAGUUCGUUCUUUGGCUGGAAGGCGGCAAACAAUAAUCCUAAUGUGGCUACUUCACCUGGAGGAGAAUCCUCUAGCACCGAGAUCUCCGACUCGGGGCGAUCAGUAAUGCCAACUCCUAUGCCCCCAUUGGCGAACGUCCCAUUCAGAUCUCCUUCCUAUGAUACCAAGACCAAUGGCUUUGGGGGGUCUAGGCGGACACCCUCCACUGGGUCCUCCAGUUUAAAGGAGAAUAUAUAUGCAUCCAAGAUGGCAGAUAUUGAGAAUGAACUACGGGAAAUAAGCGCCGAGCUGGCGGGGUCUAUCCGCCGAGAGAUGGACCUAGAGGAUCUAGUUGAAAGAUUACAAUCAGAAGGCCCAGAUGCCAAUCGUCGGACCAGCGACUAUUUCUCAGAUUCAGGUACUAGCUCUGUCCGCUACGCUUCAGAUGCCGGGAAAAAUGAAGACAUUGAGAAACUUCGCCGGGCUGGAGAGCAAGAGCGCGCCCAGCUGAAGGUCGAACUAUCUCAGAAGUUACAAGAAGAGCGCUCUAAAAGGGUAGCUUCUGAAUCCCAUGUCCAAAUAUUGGAAUCCCAAGUGCAACAGCUUCGUCGCGAACGAACUGAUUUAUCUGAUCUUUCUUCCAAAACCAAAGAACUCGAGACAGCCUUGGAAAAUACCAAGCGCAAGUUGCUCGAGGAGCGGCAGUCCAAAGAUAACUUUGAGGAUUUACUAACUGCAAUGCGAGUAGAACUCGAGCAGCUGCGUAACGACCGAGAUCAACUGCGCGAUGGCAGCCGCUUGGCAGAAGAAAUCGAGGCCCUCAAAAUUGAGAACGCCUCUUUGGCCCAACUUCAAGGAGGCCGGUUCGCUUCGAUUGCCGAGGAAGGUGGCUCGCCCCGAAACUCAGCAUUUGGACUCUCGAGAUCGAACUCUCUCGCACGCAAGCCGAGCAGCCUGGCGCGCUCUGGUUCCCUGUCGAGAUCGAACUCAGUCUCUAAUAAUAAUAAGGGUGGAAAUUCACCCGAAACGCGCGAGUCAUUGGUCGACAAAGUUAAUGACGUCGAAAUGCAGCGUGAUGCUCUCCAGCAGACCCUGCGGAGCUUGCUUGAACGUCAAGCAUACCAGGCUCGCGAUUUUGAGAAGCGCACCCGCAUGCUGGAAAUGGAGCUGGCUCUUGCGCAACAAUCCGAGCAACCGCGAAAGCUGGGCUACAAAAGAGAUGUAUGCAUCCUUCGCGAUGAGGUGAAUGUUCUCCGCAUGCGCGCUGAAGAUGCCCUCGAUGGCAAGUGGCAGAGCGAGAAGAACUUGGCUGGUCUUAAGAUGGACCUGGACCGAGCGGAGCAAGAAACCAGUUCUCUGCGCGUUCUUUUACAAGAGGACACUGCCGCAGCAGAGCUAGCCGCUGGCCAAGAAGGCUUCUCCAGUGAAACGGCAACUUCGACUUCCCUGCAAUCCGCAUUCCAGCAAUUGCAGGCAGACAGGGCCAAUGCUGAGGCCAAUGCCGAAGCAUCGGAUGAGCUUUCUGCGUCUCUAGAGCGAACAGAGACUCUCGGCACUAAGGUUAACUACCAGCUGCGCACUAAUGCCACUGUCCAUGCUCGCUUAGAAGAGGCUAUCAAUAAGGGUGAUCAGGACCAGCAGAUCUCAGUGGAUCGAAUCAACACCCUACAAAGCCACAUGAAGGAGCUGGAAGACCUCCUUGUGACCGCCCAGCAGUAUUCCGAAGAGGAAAUGGGCAAGCACGAGGAUGAGAUUCGCCUUCUGAAGGAGAGCCAGAAUGCUCAACUCACCCGUAUGAAGAACGGUGGCCGUGCACUUGUCAGCCUCUCACCCCGCCCACCUACCGCACCAUUCGAUACCCGCUCCCCGCGUCUGGACCACACCACCAGCGGAGAGGGUAUCCCCUUGGCCGAAGUUGUCCAGGCUGAGCUGCUUGAAAAGCGAGUCAAGGCCCUCGAGAAGCUCCUCCGCGAUGCGGAUAUGGAGAUGGAGCAAGUUCUCGGACGAAUGAACCGCACGCAGCUUGACGUUGCUCAGCUCCAGACUGACAGAGACGACGCUCUUCGCCAGACCAGCGAACUCCAGUCUGAGAUUCAAGCCGAGCGUGAUACCCUCAAGGGUAUGCUCAACGCUUUAUAA
Messenger RNA from Penicillium salamii, 2760 nucleotides. The record is from the annotation of a GenBank genome assembly. Lineage: Eukaryota; Fungi; Ascomycota; Eurotiomycetes; Eurotiales; Aspergillaceae.